This is a messenger RNA of Venturia canescens, 6637 nucleotides long. RefSeq names its product myb-like protein X. Lineage: Eukaryota; Metazoa; Arthropoda; Insecta; Hymenoptera; Ichneumonidae. The record is from RefSeq and is a predicted model, not a curated record. The transcript is spliced from 4 exons. Gene Ontology annotation, cellular component: nucleus. Bases 655 to 3990 code for a protein of 1111 amino acids. Gene Ontology annotation, molecular function: zinc ion binding.
UGUUGCAGAAAAAUAACAACUGUUUUCUGGUAGGCGAUGGCGCCACGUUCCACAUGCCGAGAGGCCGAGAGUCUUUUCUAAUACUGGCUUCUGCUAAGCGACGUUGUCACCACCUAUAAUUUUCUACUACGCCAUAUAACUGCUGAAGUCAUACAAGUCUUAAUAAAAAUCUUUUUUCCUUACAAUUAAAAUGUUCGAAACACGAGUAUAUUAGAAAUGAAAAAUCGUAAUAAUUAUUUUAGUGACUAUUUUCCAAUCAAAAUUUAGCAGAAAAUCUAAACAUUAUUAUGAUUCUGAAGUUUCGAUACCCGUCUUCCCAGGUGGUACCAAAAUCAAAUUGACUGCUCGAGCCGCAGUCGCAGCCAUUUUGCAGCGGUAAUCAAUCGUUUGUCGGAAAAAACCGCGAGACAGCAACGGCACGGCAUUGUACCGUGUUGCCGCCAAUUUAUAUCGCGUACCAUUAGUACCGUAAAUUUUACUCAACACGCCAUAACAGUCAUACUUUUUCAACUCCAAACAAAACUAGUUAAAUUUCAUAUAUAGACGAAAUGUGAAAAUCGGGAAUUUUCUGAAUGAAUGAACGUUUUGUUAUCGAUACAAGUGUUGGCUAAUUAAUUACACUAAACCAAUUCGAGAAUUUGGUCCAUCGGAAAUAUGUCGGGAUAUAAUUGUUAUCUUUGCGCGAGCGACGAGGGAAUACUAUUGGACAUCUUCGGAGACGUCGGAAAACCUUUCCGCGAAUAUAUAGAGACGUGUCUGUCGGUCAAGGUCGAACAGGAAAAUGCCCCGUCUACGAAGAUCUGUCACAAAUGUGCGUAUGAGUUGGAAUCCUGUAAGAGGUUCUUAGUCAAAUAUCAGAGCUUCAAAGGCUCUGAUAAAAAACAAACUUCUUCGAAACGACGAAGACUCUGUUGCUUGUGCGGAGAGUCGCAGCAGAAACUUCGGUUGCUGUCGAUCAAUAAAGGCAACUCUCUGGAGAAUUUGUUACAAAAAUUGCAACAAGUUUUCCUUGAAAAUUUGCCUGUGGUGGAUAUUGGCAGCCUUUCCGUAUGUCUGGAUUGUCGCUACAACUUGGACGUACUCUCAGAUUUCAAGACCAUUUAUCAUGAAUCGAUGAAAAAAUUAAGGAAUGUGAAAGAAAAUGAAUUGAAAUUAUCCGACCUCCCUAGAACGAAAACCAGUGUCAUAACUAGAAAAACGACAUACAUACCGGUCCCGAAACUAAACGGAAAAUUGAGUUACGAAUCCGACACGAGUACAUCAAACAAUAGCAGUAGCAACGUCACGAUGCCUCUAAAACGUAAGCAAGGAAGGCCGCGCAAGGAGUCAACAGUAGCGGAAACAAUAACAAGAGUGCGAUUCCGUAGCUGCGAGGAAUGCGAAGAUCAAGUGAAGCCUGGAGUCGACAUGUAUAGGUACCAUCGCAGCGGUCGAACCGUUUGCAGAGAUUGUUGGUUGACGAUGGAUCCAGAAAAAAUGGCAAAUGGAAAGCGCAAGAAACUGGCGAGAAGCGACCCUGAAAGUGGUACAAAAUUGUGUGCCGUUUUCCUCAAGGACGUUCUCUCGAAUCCUUCGAAGUACGACAACAUUUAUAGAGUCGAAAAGGACAAAGACGGUAACACGACUUUCCUCAUAACCGACGAAAGCUCCGAGAGCGAGGAAAAGGAUAAAGUCCAACCAACGCGUUUGCGAGCUCGCGCUACGAACUCGAGCGCACCAACGAAUCUCGAAACGGUUACCGAGGUGCGGAAAGCCGUGAAAAGGUCACCGCCAAAAGAGAGUAAAGUUGAUCACGAAACUGUGAAAAAAGGAAGAACACGAAGAAGCGAUGAGUCCAUCGAGAAAGAGAGUGAAACCGAGCUCGGACCGGUGGAGAAAGGAAAACCACGAAGAAGCGAUGAAUCCGUCGAAAUCUCGCAUGUCUCUACGAGGACGAGACGAGCGCGAAAUGGUCUCGCAGUCGAGGUAGAUUCCACGAUAAAAACCAAAUCAAGACGCGGCUCAUCCGAAUCAACGUCCUCAACGCGACUUAGUCCCGAAAUUGGAAAAAAGAGCCCCCCCGUUAAAAAGAUAACACGAUCGGUCAGGAAUGUGGGUGUAAAAAAGCUUUCGAGCGACGAAAAAUCUCACGAGGGUGAAUCAUCGUCCAACGAGAGUCAAGCAUCAUCGGAAAAAGCUAAAACGACCAGGGACAAAAAAAAGGAAAAAGUCACCUUAACGAAAAGUAGGGCUCAGAGAGCGGAGAGACGAGCGCGUUCGAGUUCGUUCACGAGUUCGACCAUUACAGCGUCGGUCACGAUCCUCUCUGACGAUAACUUUUCCGAUGAGUCCCCGAAACCACUCGACGCUCAGAAAAUGAAAAAUUUGAAGAAAGCCUCAAAACGUCGCGUACAAAAUGCAAAGUCAGACUCCGAACUCGAUAAACCGUACACAUGCUCGGUUUGUCGGCUCGGAUGUAAAAACAAACUCGUCGGAAUGGCUCACGAGCUCAGCCACGAGAAACAACCGGAAGUCAAGCUUCGCCGAGUCGUCGUUAGCGCUGCGGUUGCACUGCCCGAAACGAUCGUCGAGGAAACGCCGCUCGAAGUUUCGGCUCCCGCCCAAGAAGAGUCGGAAAAGCUCCGCGAAGAGAAAGAAGAAAAUACUGCUGUCGAUGUGAACUGCGAACAGCCCAAUAAAUCUGAGGAAAAAUCAGAAGCCGAGGAAGCCACCGUUACUUCCAAAAAAACUGUUUCUGAAGAAAAAGAAUCUUCCCCUGUGAGAGAAGAACCGAACGAUGACAGGACGACGGAACGAGAAUCAGAUCGCGAGGAAGAAAAUAAAAAAGAAUUCCACCUUUCUCUCGAAGAAGAAGAAAACAAAACGGUUGAAACGGACAAGCUCCUGAAUGACGAUCAACCGAUUUGUCGAGAAAAUCAACCGGACUUAAAUGAAAACGAAGAAAUUGCAGCGAGCAAGAACGAAGAAGUUGCAGCGAGCAAGAACGAAGAAAUUGCAGCGAGCAACAACGACGAAAUUGCAGCGAACAAGAACGAAGAAAUUGCAGCGAACGAGAACGAAGAAAACGCAAUGAAUGAGAACAAAGAAAAUGCAGCGAAUGAGCACAAAGAAGACAGCGAGGAAAAAAUUAGCGAAGAAAAAGAAACAAUUGAUAAAAUCGAGGGAUGCUCCGCCGGGGCGGAAGAACUUGCCGAAAACAAUGUAGUUGAAUCUGCGGAUGCACCAACGAUGGCACCAACUCAGAUUGAACCUGAAAAAACGAUAGACGUUACGCCUGUCAAAGAUUCCGAGGAGAAAACACAGAGCUAUGAACCUGAAACGACGCCGGAAGACUCCGAACCAAUGGAAGUUACAGAAACUGAUGAAAAAGAAAAAAACAUUGAGGAGAAUGAGAACUCCAAUGUCAAGAAGCUCGAGAAAGAAGUUGACGACAAUGAGAUGGGCACAAAAGAUGACGGAUCCUUGGAAAGAGUGGACACUGAACUCGACUGUUCGACAACCAAAACUGCGAGCGAGACAAAAGAAACACCGGACGUUGAAAAAAUAAUAGAAGAAGAAGAGACGAAGCAAGUACCGGAGAAACCGAAUGAGGAGGACGAAAAGAAAGAAGAAAAAGAACAAACGAACGAAUCAGAAAGAACGAUCGAUUCAAAAACAGCCGAAGAUAACGAGAAAGAGAGGGAAGUUUCACCCGAAGUUGAGAAGAGCACCGGGGAUGAAGAGAGCAAGGAAUCUGAAAAGAAGGAAGAAGAGACAGUAGAAACCGCAGAGAAAGUCGAUGAAACGGAGCGAAAGGAAGAACGGAGUAACGAAUCAUCGAGCAUAGCAUGCGCGUGUAUUCGAGAAGUGUUCGAUUUGGCGAACGCUGAAGUGCAAAAACGAUUAGAUAAUGAAACAUCCAAGGAAGAUCCAUGCACAACUCUUGAAACCCUCGAGAAUAUAUCGCUCGAGAUUCAGAAUGGCGCUGACAUGCCGUCUCUAGAGUUAUAAGAGCUGAGCAACGAUCAAUCCUGAAUACACGCAUCCCAAUAAGGAAAAACAACAUUUUUUAUCCCCCUCGAAUAUCGUUGUACGAUGAAUUGUUAACUUAAGUCAACUUAAAAUUUAUCCAGGAGGGUGUGUCCUUGGAGAAGGAUAAACAAAAACGAUGUGUUAACGUUUGAACGAUGAUGGCUGUAUUCGUUGUACAGUUAUUAUUUUUUUCCUGCAUUUCGUUGUCGAAGGGCUUCUUUCUCGCGGAUACGCAAAAGGAAGAAGAAAAAUAUGAUUCGAGUUGAGCGUUCCGUGUAAAUAACCGUCGCUUUACAUUCAUUAUGUAAAUAAUGUGGCUUUCUUGCUUAUAUGACUAUUUCAAUACAUUCACAACGUUACAAAAAAGCGACGAGAAAACACAUUUUAUUUCAUUCAUUUGCCCGGGCAUGCCCUAACGAUUGGUCGAAAAAUCCUUGUUUGCUUAUUGCGUGUAUAUACUGCGAGACAUUUUUCUAAAUCAAUUUCAAUGCGCUGUCCUCGGGGUGCAUUUCUGAAUGAGUAAUCACUUUUUUGUUAAAAAAAAAAAUAAAAAAAAAAACUACAAAAAUCGUGGAUAUAGAAAGGCAAGGCGUAACCUCGAGAACCAGAGUGUUUAUUCCAAGUGCAAGUAUAACCAAUUUUUCACCGAAUGGUUUUUAAGUUUGAACGAAUCAGUAAAUAAAAAAAAUUAAAAAAAGAAAAAGAAAAACAUUUAAGAAACACGAGCCAUCGAAUCACUUUUUACCUGAUCGCAUUUUUUUUCUAUCAUUUUCAGAACUGUUUUAAUUACUCCAACGAUCGCAGGCUCGGAUUCUGGGAUUUCGUUUCAUCGGGAUCCGAAUUAUCCUCGGUCGUAGGCCAAAAAGGGUUUCUCGUAAUUUUCCAAUCGUACAGUUUGGUAAUAGCUUCGGAAUCGCCGCGAUGACAAUUCGCUAUGAGAUCGACGUAAGAUGCCAUUACCUCUUGGCCUGGAUGACGAGGUGGAAGAUCGAUAAAGCCUUGGAAACGAAUGGAAAAUAGCGACGAUCGUAAUUGUGAAACAAUAGCAAAGUGGUGAACCUUUUGAAAUGGCAGCGGCGCAUCGAGCCCGUUCCGCCUCGGCGUUGUUGCCCAAGCUACGAAACUCCUGGAGGGCAAAUUCCAAAUGGGAUCUCGCUGAAUCCGGUCGACCCUGAAAGAGGUCCCGCGCUCGUCACGAUUCCCGAUAUUUCAAGGAGAAACAAACUCUACCUCGUUCAAGAGGUGCUCUCCGGUGUAAUAAUGAGCCUGAGCAAGUUUGUAAGGCAAUUCAUAACGCGUCGCGAAUUUCCGAAGCGAUUCCAGGUGCUUCAUGGUUCCCUCGCUGUCCUCCAGUUCCUGUGCCCAGCGGAAAAAACUUCUUCAUUGUUGGCGUUGAUGAAGAUGAAAGGGGCGCGAGAGAGUUUUUUAACCUUGUGAGCAAAGGCGAGUUCCAUGUGAGCAUCGCACAUGAGCUCCGCGUCCGGAAUCCUCCUGGCAAUGGCCAACAAUUUGGAAAAACAAUGGAGUGCCUCCUUAAGGCGCCCCGCAGUCGAGUGACUCUUGCCGAGCUCGUACAGAGCCAACGCGGUUCCCUCCUCGUUGACACCUACGAUUCGGUAUUCUCAAGUGGGUCAAGUAUCGACUACACAAUUUUCGAACAAUUAUCGAAACGAAUAGAGAAUCCCACUGACAAUCGCUCGCUCGCUCGAGAGCUUGCUCAGCUGCGCGGACGGCCAAUUCCGGAUUUUCUGGUCUAACGCUACGCGACAGAGACAGGAGAGCUCGAUGUGACAAAACGCAGGCCUCGUCGUAGAUGGUGCCCCGCAAAAAGCCAAACACUUCGGGCAUUUUCCACCUUUUUCCCUUCGAAGUCGUCCGAACGGAAUUCAACUGUACCAACGCGCCUUCGGGAUUGUUCCCUGUUUCCAAUAAAAAGGAGAGCCCGCGUUGCCUUUUCGCAAUAUACGAUCGUCGAAUCAUGUGAAAGACUCGGAAUGAAAUAUCUUCUGCGAUUAACUCAACUUAAAUAUUAUUCGCGAUUAAAAAAUGGAGAUGACGCUUUUUUACCGAUAUUUUCAACCCGUGCAAAGUUCUUUCUCACCAAUUACGCUACCGAUCGCAAUGGUUUUAGGCUCAUUCGAUAACGAUCUUGGAAUUUACUGUCCAAACCAAUUUUCGGUUUGUGUCAAGUCUUCCAGGCUUUGCAAUUGAAGAAAAUUACAUGCCACUUUUACCCCCAGCACCGCGAAUCGGUUUAUUCAGAGAUAAUAUGAUUAAAGAAAAUCACGUGCCAAUUUUACCCCCACCACCGCGAAUCGUUUUAUUCAGAGAAAGUAUAGUUUCGGCGAGCCCUCGGGCCAGCAGACGACAGAGCUGUCAAUGUACUCGUCCCGAGACCCUGCCGAGUCUCUUGAUAUACGAAUGACCGAGGCAAUUCCUUUAAAAAGUAUGAAAAGACUGACUAAUACGACGCGCACGCACGUCCUCAAUGAUUUUUCAACUUUCAACGAAACUGUAAUGGCAAAAACAUUGAAAAAUAUUCAACUAGAGUGCUCACUCUAAUGCAAAAUCCUCAGAUUGUAAAUGAAAAGUAUUAGAUUGAAAGAAAAUGAAUUUUUCAAAUAUU